GAAGAGAGUCCGUCAUCGUCCGAUUUCAGAACCCGCAAACUUGUGUUCGCUCGGUCAAGUGUCCGCGGCCUCGCGUUAUUUGUUCCGCUCCGGCUCCUGAAAAGCCCUUGAACGUCGUCUGCACGCCACCCGCGCCGGUCCGCUUUCCAUUUUGGGAAAUCGAGGGGUUUAGAACUCCGAUUCUACUGCCAACUUAGGACGACACACUCGAGAGGAGGAUUGUUCCGAUGGCCGACCAGCAGCAAGCGGGCGAACUGACGGCAACGUUGACGGAGCUGAAGAACGGCGAGCCGGACGGUCCGGUUGGGGUGGACGGAGCGGGAACUGGGAAGGCGGCGGCGGCCGCCAAAUCCAAAAAGAAAAAGAAGAACAAAGGUCAGGGAGCUGCGGCCGCGGCUGCUACGGAAGAGGGUAAGCUGGAGGAGGUCAACAGCGGUGAGCAGGAUGCGGCGGUCUUUUCGACGGCCGCGGGAGGAGGCGAUGGACAGGGAGUGGUUCCGGUCAUUCCCGGAGCGGGUCAAAUGCCCAGCCAGGACAUGUUGAUGAACGUGAUUGAGCAGCUGAAGCUGGGUUCGCUGAAGCCGGCCAAAACGGCCGAGGAAGCGUUGAACAAGUCGUUCAAGUUCUGGUCCACCCAGCCGGUGCCGAAAAUGGACGAAAAGAUCGCCGUGAACGAACCGAUCGAGGCGGACAAACCGAUUAGCGAGAUCCGGGCCGAACCGUACACCCUGCCGGACGGAUUCACCUGGGACACGCUCAACCUGAACGAUCCGCUCCAGCUGAAGGAGCUGUACACGUUGCUGAACGAGAAUUACGUCGAGGACGACGAUGCCAUGUUCCGGUUCGACUAUCAGCCCAACUUUCUGCAGUGGGCGUUGCAGCCACCGGGUUGGCGGGCUGAGUGGCACUGCGGCGUGCGGGUCGUCAAGUCGGGCCGCCUGGUGGGCUUUAUUUCGGCCAUCCCCGGCACGUUGAACGUGUACCAAAAGCUCCAAAAGAUGGUCGAAAUCAACUUUCUGUGCGUGCACAAGAAGCUGCGCUCGAAGCGACUGGCGCCGGUGCUCAUCCGGGAGAUUACGCGCCGGGUCAACCUGACCGGCAUCUUCCAGGCGGUGUACACGGCCGGAGUGGUGCUGCCGAAGCCGGUGUCCUCGUGCCGCUACUGGCACCGAUCGCUCAACCCGAAGAAGCUAGUCGAAGUGAAGUUCUCCCACCUGUCGCGCAACAUGACGAUGCAGCGCACGAUCAAGCUGUACAAGCUGCCGGACGUGCCGAAAACGCCCGGCUUCCGGAAGAUGCGCGAGUCGGACCUCGCCGGAACGCGCCUCCUGCUCGAGCAAUACCUGGCCGGGUUCAACCUGACGCCGUCCUUCGACGAGGACGAGUUCCGGCACUGGUUCCUGCCCCAGGACGGCAUCAUCGACUGCUUCGUGGUGGAAGAUCCCGCCACCGGGGCCAUCACCGACAUGGUCAGCUACUACACGCUGCCCUCGACCGUGAUGCACCACGCCGUCCACAAGUUCGUCAAGGCGGCCUACAGCUUCUACAACGUGUCCACCAAGACGCCCUGGCUGGACCUGAUCAACGAUGCGCUGAUUGCGGCGCGGAACCUCAACUUUGACGUGUUCAACGCGCUCGAUCUGAUGGAGAACCGCAAGUUCCUGGUGCCGCUCAAGUUUGGCAUCGGCGACGGCAACCUGCAGUACUAUCUGUACAACUGGCGCUGUCCGAGCAUGCAGCCCGAGGACGUCGGCCUCAUUUUGCUGUAAGAAGCAGCAGCGGCACCAAGGACCAAAGCGGGGGAGGUGGUGGAAUGUGUGCGGUUUGUGUACUAUUUCGUCUAGUACGAGGGAAAGUUCAUCGUGAAAGUAACGCGUUUCUAUUCAUGCAAUUGUAAAUGAUACUUGGCAGAGGGUAGCGGUUUUUCCGAGUACAAUAAUAAACAAAACUGGAGCCUAA
Culex pipiens pallens (northern house mosquito) is the source of this 1959-nucleotide messenger RNA. It is a transcript of the gene Nmt, whose product is annotated as glycylpeptide N-tetradecanoyltransferase. The record is from RefSeq and is a predicted model, not a curated record. Gene Ontology annotation, biological process: N-terminal peptidyl-glycine N-myristoylation. The transcript is spliced from 2 exons. Gene Ontology annotation, cellular component: cytoplasm. Gene Ontology annotation, molecular function: glycylpeptide N-tetradecanoyltransferase activity. NCBI's taxonomy places the organism in Eukaryota, Metazoa, Arthropoda, Insecta, Diptera, Culicidae. Bases 228 to 1769 code for a protein of 513 amino acids.